AUGAUCUCCGCAAUUUCUCUCCGGCCGGGGUCGGUCAAUUCCCUAGCCAGUGCACCUGUUGCAGUUCCUGAAAGCGCAGAGAAACCAAACUGCAGCAUCAGUGCAAAUAUUAUUGGUCAGGAUGAUUACCAAACCCUUACCUCCCAUAUCGCCGCCAGUGAGGACCAAUCUCAUCCCCCGGCAGGACAGUCGGCAAUCCAAUUCACAGAGCUCCCAGUUGAGAUCCAUGAGGUUAUUCUGGAUCAAAUCUUUGGCAAAAGAGCCUCCCUUAGUAACCAUUCAGCACAUGGUCAAUCUUCUGCUCAGAACUGGAGUAAGGCUCUCCACCAUCCGCGGCGAAAGGCCCUUUCCGACCUGGCCCUGACUUGCCGGAUGUGGACCGGACUUGUUCAAAGUCGAAUCUACCGCCAUAGUGAGUUUUAUCUGACUGUCAAUCUGAAGUUCAACGGAAUUGUACUAAUGACUAGCCUUUAUCUAGUCAAAAUCAAAGGCACCAACCGCGAAUUGAUCAAGUGUGUAUGGUGGUUCAAGCGAAACCCCCAUUUGACUCCAUAUGUCUGUCACAUUGAGAUUUGGAUGCCUAUCUGGGGAGAUCGGGUUGUUCGCCCUAAGUAUGCUCGCUCAAAUGCAGAGCAAAAUGGCACCCAUGCAACAGAACAUGUUGUAGAUAUGCAGACGAAUCAUGAUCAUAACCACGGAGAUGUUAUUUUUCGUUAUCACCGUGCAACCGGUAACACUUCGCUGGAGGAAAUCUUCUGGCUUAUUCAGUACCUUUUCCCUACUGCCCGGGUUCUCACCCUGGAGGGUGGCCACUGCAAGAAUGCGCCUAUGGUGCGGCAUUCCCGCUAUAGGGAAGCCAUGAACGGUCGGAAUCUACCUGUUCUUGGACAAAUACAGACACUCAUCAUGCGUGGUGCCUGGAACCUGAUGCGACAAGUUGACGACUGGGGCAACAUUUCACAAGCGUUGCCAGCUUUGAGUGAAUGGCAUUGUGAUUGGGUCCAACCCCGUCUGUGUGCCUACUUGAUCAUGAUGAGCAUCUUUAUCCAUACUCCACCUACCAUCCGACACAUCAAUCUUGGCCUGGAGGAAUUUUCCAACGCCAGUAAUAGGUUGCUGUCUGCGCUUUUCCGCUCUCAAAGCGCGCCUGCUCCGAUCUGUACUCUGCUUGGCGAGGCAAUCCCGCGCUUCGAGUCAUUUACCUACUCUGGUCGUGUAUGUUGGUACCUCUUCAAGAAAUUGAAGGAAGGGGCAACGGAAAUGGAGUCUGGUUCUCCUCUCAGGUCACUGGAUCUUUCAGUCAAGACGUGCUGUCACAAUCAGAAGGUAGACGGAUUGAAUCACUGGACGCAGAUGAGCUACGGGACACGUCCAAUUACCAGCAUUGCGUUCAUUCGUGAUUUCGAGGCAAUGGUGGUCAAGGCAAUCGAGUGCCUAUCUGUCCUCCCUGCCCUGGAGUAUUUGCGCAUCCGUUUCAUCAACCUCGACUCAAGCUGUCCGCCUCUGAAUCCGUAUUUCGAACUUGUCAAUAACGAGUGCACAGGCCUGUGGAGUGACGACAUCCUGGAAGCUUUGCGCGUGAACCGACCAUCUGCCAUGUUCUUCGCGCUUACAGAUGGAACAGGCAAUGAGUACGAUGACCAGCAGAUGCUGGGCGCCUUGAUGCCUCAACCUCGCCCUCUGGGUAUUCAAUUAAACUCGUACAGCCUUCUUGCCGACACCUCGAGCCCUUACUAG
Penicillium psychrosexuale is the source of this 1737-nucleotide messenger RNA. RefSeq lists its product as uncharacterized. Lineage: Eukaryota; Fungi; Ascomycota; Eurotiomycetes; Eurotiales; Aspergillaceae. The transcript has a single exon. Bases 1 to 1737 code for a protein of 578 amino acids. The record is from RefSeq and is a predicted model, not a curated record.